Messenger RNA from Prorocentrum cordatum, 534 nucleotides. NCBI's taxonomy places the organism in Eukaryota, Dinophyceae, Prorocentrales, Prorocentraceae. The record is from the annotation of a GenBank genome assembly.
AUGUCAGACAUAAAGGUCGAGUCGGCUGUCUCCAGGAAGGCCCCUGCUGCUCCCCUGGAGGCCUCCGAGGGGGAUGCCGCCAUGGCGUCUCAGGUGGUGGGCCCGGGCAGCGGCGGGGUCAGCGAGCCCGCGCCGGGCGACCUCCGGGCCGCUGCCCUCUCCGCCCGGGCGCGCUUCCCGUGGCGCAGACUGGCGACCGGAGCGGAGCACAUGCAGAUGAAACCAGGGGCCUUGCGGUUGAAGCCGCGGCGGAGGCGACAGCGGAGCGCGCCCGAGUGCAUCGUCAGCAUCGCCGCCCACAGGAGGGUGGCGCUGGCUCUCGAGGCCGCCACGCACCACCUGCUGGCAGCGGAGGACGCGCUGCGGUCCAAGGUGGUACAGGAGUGGGUGCGCAGCGGCACGUUCUUCCACUGGAGCAACCCCUCGCCCAUGUUCCUGCUGGUGCUGGAGUGGCGCCGCCGCAGCUGGUGCUGCCGGCACACGGACUGGGUGUUCGGCGGCGAGCCCUCGCUGCAGGAGCGCCUGGAGAGCUGA